CUCGAAGAGGACGUGGUGCAGCCGAAGCCGGAAGGAGUUCAGUUGGGCUCCCGCGGUGCAGAUAUAUAAGAUCUCAUCCAAGGAGAAAAAGACGAGGACAACGCCUUGGACGAUUGUGGUGAGGAUCCACGUGCUAUCAAAUGGCGGGAUUGAAUGUUCGAGAUCCUGCCGUGGAUCGAUCUUUACGGUCGGUUUUCGUCGGGAACAUCCCAUAUGAGGCCACCGAGGAACAGCUGAAGGAUAUUUUUUCUGAAGUGGGACCAGUUGUCAGCUUUAGACUGGUGUAUGACAGGGAAACUGGUAAACCAAAAGGUUAUGGCUUCUGUGAGUAUCAGGACCAGGAAACCGCGCUCAGUGCCAUGCGCAACCUGAACGGAAGAGAGUUCAGUGGCAGAGCUCUGCGGGUCGAUAACGCAGCCAGUGAGAAGAACAAAGAGGAGCUGAAGAGUCUUGGAACAGGGGGACCUAUAAUCGAGUCUCCAUAUGGGGAUCCAAUGCCUCCAGAGGAUGCUCCGGAGUCUAUAAGUCGAGCUGUUGCUAGUCUACCCCCUGAACAGAUGUUUGAACUUAUGAAACAGAUGAAGCUGUGUGUGCAGAACAGUCCCCAAGAAGCCCGAAAUAUGCUCUUACAGAACCCACAGCUGGCCUACGCCCUCCUUCAGGCUCAGGUGGUCAUGAGGAUUGUGGACCCUGAAAUCGCCAUGAAAAUCCUUCAUCGUCCAAACAUGGCUCCACCCAUGUUAACAGGAAACCCACAGAACAUUCAAGGUCCAAAUGUUCCACUUGGUCAAGCUAAUGCUCCUGGUGGGCCGCCUGCACCUGUGGGAGGUAUGCAUGUGAAUGGUGCUCCACCAAUGAUGCAGUCGCUACCCAUGCAGAGUGGAGGUCCAGGUCCUAUAAACCCUGGACAAGGACAAAUUCUUCAGGGCGUUAAUAUUCCGGAUCCUCGAGCUCCUCUACAGCGUGGUCCUCCAGCAAAUAGCGCCCCACCACGUGGGCUUCUUGGAGAUGGCCCUAAUGACCCACGAGGAGGAACACUGCUUAGCGUAACCAUCGAUGAGCAGCCUAACCGUGGCUAUUUGCCACCACCUUUACAAGGUGGUGUACCUUUGCACCAUGAUAAUAGAGGUCCUGCAACCCUUGAAAUUAGAGGGGGCCCCAUGGGAGAACCACCUCGUGUCAUGAUUGGAGAUUCAAGAGGAGCGCCCAUGUUGGAUCCACGUGUUCCUGCUUUGGAUUCAAGAGCCCCUAGAGACUCAAGAGCAAUGGAACCUCGACCCAUGGAUGUAAGGGGCUCUGUUCCCGCUCCCACAUCCAGAGGUCCCAUGCCUGGCAUGCAGGUGUCAGGAUCUGUGGGUCCUCAGCCCCCGAGACCAGUUGCUAAUGUUCAAGCAUCUUCAGGACAAGGUGGCUUUAGUCCUGGACAGAACCAGAUCACCCCACAGGACCAUGAGAAGGCUGCUCUGAUAAUGCAGGUUCUGCAGUUAACCUCAGACCAGAUCGCCAUGUUGCCACCUGAGCAAAGACAGAGCAUCCUCAUCUUAAAGGAGCAGAUUCAGAAGUCCACAGGCGCCCCAUGAGCGUGUCAUUACUGUCAUGUGGAAACUAAAGCAGUCUCUUUCAGAAUUUUUUUGCCCUGCUAGUUUUUGUGUGAUUUAGUGUCUGUUAAUAAUAAACGGUAUUACAUUGAAUAUUUCCGCACAGAUCGGGUGUAGGCCUCAAGGCCAAACUGAGAAAAUAAUGAUCCUUCUUCCCGGUAUCUGCAGAUGAUACCUGCUGGUUCACCAUGUCCUCUGUUCUGUAAAAUAAAGUAUUACCACUGAU
Messenger RNA from Bufo gargarizans (Asiatic toad), 1824 nucleotides. RefSeq names its product cleavage stimulation factor subunit 2-like. The record is from RefSeq and is a predicted model, not a curated record. Gene Ontology annotation, molecular function: mRNA binding. The transcript is spliced from 2 exons. Gene Ontology annotation, cellular component: mRNA cleavage and polyadenylation specificity factor complex. Lineage: Eukaryota; Metazoa; Chordata; Amphibia; Anura; Bufonidae. Gene Ontology annotation, biological process: mRNA 3'-end processing. Bases 141 to 1580 code for a protein of 479 amino acids.